This is a messenger RNA of Solanum pennellii, 426 nucleotides long. RefSeq lists its product as uncharacterized. Bases 1 to 426 code for a protein of 141 amino acids. The transcript is spliced from 2 exons. NCBI's taxonomy places the organism in Eukaryota, Viridiplantae, Streptophyta, Magnoliopsida, Solanales, Solanaceae. The record is from RefSeq and is a predicted model, not a curated record.
AUGGGUCAUCUUACUCAAUCUGGUGAUGUGUGUGCCUCACGGAUUGAGGUCGUUGUGCUUGGGAUGAUAGAGUGGGCGAGUGUUGCUGUCUUGGACCAUAUUAUGGUUAAGAUGAGAGAGAAUAGGGAGAUGAUUGAUGGCCACCGACUUGCACUAGAUGACCUGGUUGUUAGGAUAGAGACUUGUGAGCAAGAUGUUCCUACUAGUUCAGAGAUUUCCCUGGCUUCUAUGCCUAAAGAUUUUAUUAGAGAGGAUGCAGUUGUUGAAUCUGAGGUUGAGACAGAUGAUAGUGAGAUCAGUAUUAGAGACGCAACUGUGUAUGAUGAUUUAGAAGAUCUUGAGGGAGACAUGGUUCAGACACCUAUGCAGGAUUCUUCGAGAGAGACGUCUAUGAAGGGCUCAAGUGGAGCCAAGGAUGCUGAUUAG